This is a messenger RNA of Trichobilharzia regenti, 677 nucleotides long. The record is from the annotation of a GenBank genome assembly. NCBI's taxonomy places the organism in Eukaryota, Metazoa, Platyhelminthes, Trematoda, Strigeidida, Schistosomatidae.
ACCCUCAGCCACACGGUUAUUUAGAGCUAUAUGCUCAGAAGAAGUAAUUGAAGAUGAAUUAAGCAUUGUGUAUGAUCACGGUUUGACUCUUGUGAUUUAUUAUUGCAUGAUCAUUGCGUAACGAAGGGGAUUACAAGAUGGAUUGGGAAUGUGUAGCUACCUCGUUGGACCGCUGGAAUUCACGUAACACUCCAAUAGAUAAGGAUCCCACUUCACCUUCCAGUGUUUGCAGAAUAGAAAUCACUCAAUUUGGUGAAUGUUAUAUUUGCAAACUGUGCAACGUGAGUUGUACCAGCAAGAUAGCCUUUACUCAACAUGAAAUGGGAGCAAAUCACACAAGAAGAGUCGUUCUGAAUGCGCUUUUCUGUCAGGAAUGGAAUGAAAACUCCAAUACCACUGAGCAAAAUGCAUCUUACUGCAGUGAAACGUUUUACGAAAGUCAAACAUCUGGACAGAUCCGUAUAGAGCAACAAUCCACUGGGAACACAGAUGAAACCUACUUCUGUGAACCGUGUGGUCUUAGCUGCAAUUCUAAGAAACAACUUGACUGUCAUUUACAGGGCAAAAAACACUUCAAACAACUCAGGCAGUCAAUUCUAAAUUGAGUUCACAGUUAAACCAGUGUAAUGAAUCUGUAUUGACUUAUUUUAUUCAAUAUCCAAUAUCAUCUUUACGAG